Molecule: messenger RNA, 1447 nt
Organism: Capsella rubella
Lineage: Eukaryota; Viridiplantae; Streptophyta; Magnoliopsida; Brassicales; Brassicaceae
Product: serine/threonine-protein kinase HT1
Exons: 6
Coding region: 297-1358 (353 amino acids)
Biological process (GO): protein phosphorylation
Molecular function (GO): ATP binding; protein kinase activity
Source: RefSeq, a predicted model, not a curated record
UUGACCAUUUCUUCAUCUGAGUCUUAUUAUCUUCAGUUCUUUUGUGUCGUCACACACAACUCAGUUUCAGAAUAAUUUUUUUCUUAUUCACAAAUUGAGAUUGUUGUUUCUUCUGAGAUUUUUUUUUUGUUUUUAUAUUUAUGGAAGUCUCUUGAUUUCGCUUUUAUAACCCCCACCAAAAAACAUAUUUUUUUUGAUUUUAGUACACCAAGAAUGAUUUGAUUGAUCAUCUCAAAAGGGUUUUGAUUUGACAGGCCUCUCUAUAAUCAAAACAAAACUUAACCUUUUUUGGGAUCAUGGGAUCUGAAACUGGAUUUUACUCAGAUGAAGUGUUUGCUUUGGAUCCUAAAUGGGUCGUUGAUCCUCAACAUCUCUUUGUUGGUCCCAAGAUUGGUGAAAGUGCUCAUGCCAAAAUUUACGAAGGAAAAUAUAAAAACAAAACAGUUGCUAUUAAGAUUGUUAAAAGAGGAGAAUCUCCAGAAGAGAUUGCCAAAAGAGAGAGCAGAUUUGCAAGAGAGGUCUCUAUGUUGUCUAGAGUUCAGCACAAAAACUUGGUUAAGUUCAUUGGAGCUUGCAAAGAACCAAUCAUGGUUAUAGUCACCGAGCUUUUACUUGGUGGUACCUUGCGUAAAUACCUUGUGAGUUUGCGUCCAGGGCGUUUGGACAUACGUUUAGCUGUUGGGUUUGCUCUUGACAUUGCUCGGGCCAUGGAAUGCUUACACUCUCAUGGAGUCAUCCAUCGUGAUCUCAAACCAGAGAACUUGAUCUUAACAGCAGAUUAUAAGACGGUUAAACUAGCAGAUUUCGGUUUAGCUAGAGAAGAAUCAUUAACCGAGAUGAUGACCGCAGAAACUGGUACAUAUCGUUGGAUGGCUCCCGAGCUUUAUAGUACGGUCACAUUGAGGCAUGGCGAGAAAAAACACUAUAACCAUAAGGUAGAUGCAUACAGCUUCGCCAUCGUCUUGUGGGAGCUUAUCCACAACAAGUUACCUUUUGAAGGCAUGUCAAAUCUCCAAGCUGCUUACGCUGCAGCAUUUAAGAACUUGAGGCCAAGCGCAGACGACUUACCGGGGGAUUUAGCAAUGAUCGUAACAUCUUGCUGGAAAGAGAAUCCAAACGAGCGACCAAACUUCACAGAGAUUAUUCAAAUGCUUCUACGUUGCCUCUCCACAAUCUCAACACCUGAGCUUGUUCCUCCCUCCAUUAAACGAGUAUUCUCUUCGGAAAACGCGGUAUUGCCACCAGAAUCGCCUGGAACUUGCUCAUUGAUGGCUGUUACAGACGAAGAUCAGAAUCAUACUGAUGCAAACUUGCCGCAGAAACAAGUUAGAGGAAGCUUCUUUUUCUUCUGCUGCUAAUAUUUGAUUUUUAUUUGGUUAUAAGGUGGAAAAUAAAGAGAAGUGGUUUGAAAAAUGUUAUGAAUCAUUGAUGUAUUAAUAGCUUAGGA